This is a messenger RNA of Brachypodium distachyon (stiff brome), 1604 nucleotides long. RefSeq names its product probable sarcosine oxidase. The record is from RefSeq and is a predicted model, not a curated record. Lineage: Eukaryota; Viridiplantae; Streptophyta; Magnoliopsida; Poales; Poaceae. Gene Ontology annotation, molecular function: flavin adenine dinucleotide binding; sarcosine oxidase activity. The transcript has a single exon. The coding region runs from base 154 to 1362 and encodes 402 amino acids.
ACGGCGUGUAGAAGUGGCGGCUUCGCUUAAACAAUUUUAAUUACAGAACUCAUCUGCUAGGAAAUUCAUCCUCGUACCGACCAACCCACACAGCUCUUUAAGUAGAGCACUCAUCUGGUCACUUGUUUCUUCAUCCCAAAUUAAGCAGCAGCCAUGCCCGCCGAUGCAGCUUCCUACCCCACCGCCACCGCGGGCGUCGACUUUGACGUGAUCGUUGUGGGCGCGGGCAUCAUGGGCAGCUGCGCGGCCCACGCGGCGUCCUCCCGCGGCGCGCGCGUCCUGCUCCUGGAGCGCUUCGCCCCGCUCCACAGCCUCGGCUCCUCCCACGGCGAGUCCCGCACCAUCCGCGACGCCUACCCGAAGGCGCACUACCCGCCCAUGGUCCGCCUCGCCCGCCGCCUCUGGCGCGACGCCGAGGCCGACUCCGGCCGCCGCGUGCUCACCGCGACUCCGCACCUCACCCUCGGCCCGCGCGGCGACCCCGCGCUCCUGGCCGCCGUCAGGAACGGCGGCGCGUCCGAGAAGGACUUGGCGAACCAGAAGUGGGGAGCCGCGUUCCGCGUCCCGGACGGGUGGGUGGCCGCCGUGAGCGAGCUCGGCGGCGGCGUGCUGAACGCGACCAAGGCGGUCUCCAUGUUCCAGUCCCUGGCCGUCAACAAGGGCGCCGUUAUAAAGCACAACGCGGAGGUCGUAGGCAUCGUCCGGAAAGAAGGAGAGCCCGGAAUCUGGGUGAAGACGAGCGACGGCGAGGAGUUCCACGGCGCCAAGUGCAUCGUGACGGCCGGCGCGUGGACUCGCAAGCUGGUCGGCUCCGUCACGGGCGGCGCGCUCGAGCUCCCGAUCCAGCCGCUGCACAUGCUCGUACUGUACUGGAAGAUCAAGCCAGGGCGCGAGCGAGAGCUUUCCGCGGAGGCCGGGUUCCCGACCUUCUCCAGCUACGGCGACCCGCACGUGUACAGCACGCCGUCGCUGGAGCUCCCGGGCCUGAUCAAGAUCAACUACGACCACGGCCCGCCCUGCGACCCGGAUGGCUGCCGGGAAGAAUGGAGCUCUGGCGGAGCCGCCGAGCGGGUCGCGGGGUGGAUCGAGGAGUUCAUGCCGGGCCACGUCGAGACGGCCGGCGGGCCGGUCGUGCAGUAUUCUUGCUUGUAUUCGAUGACUCCGGACAAGGACUUCGUGAUCGACUUCCUCGGUGGGGAGUUCGGAGAGGACGUGGUGAUCGGCGCCGGGUUCUCUGGGCACGGGUUCAAGAUGGGCCCCGCGGUGGGGAUGAUCCUUGCCGAGAUGGCCAUCGACGGGGAGGCCAAGACUGCGGCAGAGGCCGGAGUGGAGCUCCGGCACUUCAGUAUCAACCGGUUUUAAUCGAAGGCAACCCCGCCGGAAACUUCAAUAAAAGCAUGAUUGACUGCCGGCGCCAGGUGCCUUAUCGUCCGAUCGGUUUUUACAUUCGUGUCCUUAGAAUAGAUGAAUAAGUAUAGAGUGGGGCUAUAUGCUGCGCGCCUAUCUACAACUAAUAAUAAAUAAAAGGAGGAGCGUGUCCUUCGUCCUUGUCUGUCGAUCAAUUUUACAUUUUAACCUUUCAAAUUUUUCUAAUUCAACCCGCA